AAUAAGGGUUGUGUAUGUUUAUUAGAAUCACCCGAAUUCAUAGGAUCGGGCUUGUAAAUAUUGGUAUUAUUUAUGGUGAAAUGAGCAGCAGUUUAACAAACGGACUUGAUGUGUCCCAUUUUAUCGCUCUCAAAGCAUUUGACAUGACGAACGGCACAUGAAUCACGCAGUAAAGAAUUAUCACAGGAUAAAUAUUUACGGAACCUGUACUCACUUAUGUAACCUACUUUGUAACUCCCCAAUAUAAUUUUAUCAGUGUUUCCACAAGGAUAAGGAUAAUUGGUAAUUAAACGCAUAUUUGUAUGAACUUGAGUACUCAUCGGAUUAGGAUAACUAAGCAAUGCACUGGGAUUAUUGAUGACCUGGAGAACAAUUACAUGCACUGCCUCACAACUAAUACACGCAGUUCUAGCAUCGUGGAGGGAAUGCUGCAGCAUUUGUAAUAGCUUUCUUUCCUGAUUUGGUAUGUUGAUUCAUGCAUCUAAUUGAUCUUCCAUCUGCACAUGCAGUUGAUCACCAAAAUCACACAUAAGGGAUUAUUUCUGCAACUCAAGGGUAAUUUCUCUAACCUUUUGGUUAUCCUGUAAAUCGUUUUUGAAAUUUCGCCUUUACACAGCAUUAGAAAUUAGUACACUUUACAUGGUUUUAUAGUAGUUCUUUGAUAGUUGCAUAGAGAUGUGAAACAGUUUUAUCUGGGAAUGCUAAAGUUUAUAAUAAGCUAUAAGCAUCCUUUCCAUUGAAUGUGAGGAAAUUAGCCUUCAUUUUAUCAUCCUUAACUUCUUUCCUGGUUAGGCUUCAGAUUACAGACCUUUCCAUGUAAUCUUCGAAAACGUCAAUUGAAUGUACAUUCAAAUAUUUUAUCAAAGUAUCCAUCGCGACGUCGGUAUAAUGGUUAGAAUUAUUCUAAUUGACGUGCUUACUAAGAAUUCCAGAAAUGGGGCAAUUUACAGCAAGUAGAACUAGAAGGGCACAAACGAACAUAUUACAUUUGGAAUUCGUAGCCAGCGGACUAUAAAAUACAAAAGAAUCAUUAUUUCGUAGAAAAGCCACAUAAUUACAAAAUAAUCAUAUUUUGUCACACACAUAGUAAUUGGAUCGCCUAUUUAUUGAAUUUAUAACGCGAUACACACUAAGUUACAUAGCCUAGUAGGUCGGUGAAAUAGUUAGUUUAGGCCAAAAAUAUUUGUAAGUUGAGCUACGCGGAUGGUGCCUCUUCCCCCAACAUUAUGACUAAAAAAAGGUGGUCUUGUGUUUGGUCACAAAUUUGAGUUCGGUUGUCUUAAUUUGAUCGUUUGAGUACAUGCUCAUAUAUUCGUCCUUAAGCCACACUUCAGGUAUGAUGUAUUAUAAUGCUGCCCAAACUGAAAUAGGUGGAGCGAUGCACAAAUAUGUGACCUGGUAAGUAAAUGUAGGAUACCUUAACUACCAAAUUAUCCCCUUAGUAAGUUAGAGCUUGCAUGUAUAUGUUUGUUUGUCAUUCUUAUGUUAGUGAUGUUAUAUUAGAAAGCUUUAAUUUUACUUUGGCUGUGAUCACGAACUUCUUUAGUAAAUGCUUUGAGACAAAGCAGGUUUUUCGUGAUACUGAAAAUCGACCUAAAAAAUAUAGAGAACUGUCAUUUAUAAAACCGAGUGUUUGCACAGUCCAUGUUCAAUAUAUUUUACACAUAAACUUUCUCGAGUGGAAUGUUACUUAAUUCUCUGUUACUUCAAUUCUCACAUAAAUGCAUUCUUUCCUAUUAAACGUCGACAAUUAGGUAUGUUUAGUUUUCAUGAGUUACUAUGUUCCUGAUAGUUUGUAGCCACUAAAUGAUGUCUUCUAUUCUGUUAUGUACCAAAAAUAUUCCGAUUGAUGUUAUUGUUUUUCAUUGAAAGUUUUGUUUAAAAACUUCUAUAGCUAGGAAUAUAUUAUUAUCUGUCAACAGCUCUUAGCGCUUUGAUACUUCCGUACCCUGUACAAAUGGGAAUUGGGGACACAAGUGUGGAAGUUGGUGUUCGUGUUCGACCAUUGUCAGACAGUGAAGUGAAUGACGGUAGUUCGACCUGUUUGUCAUAUCCAAAUGAAGAAAAUCAGCUAAUAAUUGGAAACGACAAGCUUUUUGUCUUUGACUAUGUUUUCAAAGAAACAGAUUCUCAAGAGUAUGUUUACAAAAAGGCUGCACUUGCAAUGGUUGAAAAUAUUCUCAAAGGAUACAAUGCUACUGUGUUUGCCUAUGGUCAAACUGGAAGUGGAAAACAUAUACAAUGGGUACAUGUAUCUCCGAAAGUGUGGUAGAAGAAUCCACUGGUAUUGUUCCUCGAAUUACUAAGGAUUUAUUUGAGAAAAUGCCAAAUUAUGAGUAUGAGUAUACAGUGAAGGUUUCAUUCCUGGAGAUAUAUAAAGAGGAUAUACAUGAUCUGUUAGGCGAAGAUGUAUCUGCAUCCCUACAAAUACGUGAAGAGAAUCAACUUGUUAAGAUUCCAGGCCUAACUGAAACAGUGGUCACAUCUUCGGAAGAAGUUCUUUAUCUUCUUCACUGUGGCUCAACAAAAAGAAGCGUUGCGAGUACGGCGAGAAAUUUAAGAUCCAGUUGCAGUCAUGCCAUCUUUACUCUGUUUUUUGUUGCGGCCAAAGAUAGCAGCAAUGGAUGAGGAGAAUACAGGAGGUACAUUAACAGCUAAAUUACAUUUAGUCGACCUAGCUGGCUCUGAACGAAUUAAGAAAGCACAUGCUGAAGGUGACCGACUUAAAGAAGAAUAGUCCACCUACUACUAGACUGAUUAUCGACAACAAAUCAUCAAACACCCGUAUAGUUCGUCAAUAUAGCAGUAAUAAUAAUUGUACAUUUACUUUGUUAAGUGAUGAUGAGAAUGAGAAUGUAUAUCCGCAAACAAACAUUGCUACCGAUAAAUCCCUAAACUUCGGUGAUGAUGGAAACACUAGUGAUGAAGACGAACCAAGAGUGAAUUUAAAAAAGUUGAAAGCGAACGAAGUUUACCAUUUACAGUAGUCACUGAUAUUAAUUGAAAAUCUGAUGCAGAUUCACAUAAACGUCGAUGUAAAUGCCGAGCAACAUGUCAAGCACGGUGUAGUUGUAAACGUUCUGGUCGUCCAUGUGUCCCAUCACAUUGUCACUGUGUAUUAGGUCUAUGCAAAAAUCGUUCAGAUUCAUCAUCGCAAAACAGUCAAAUAGUCAGUUCAGUCGAAAAUCCUGCAACUGUUAUGGGACCACCAUCUGGAUUUCCCGUUAUAUUACGUCCCAAACGUAAAACUCGUGCACUACAAAUUUGAUUGAAGAACAACAAAAAUAAACAUAUGACUCACACACUGAUGAAUGAAACGUAUAAUUUAAACAAACAACAAACUUGUACAUCCAUAUCAGAAAAUAAUGAUAAUGAUGAUUUACAAUCUCCAACUGACAAUUCGCAACUAUCUGACGGUGGGUCACUUCGUUAUUUAUGGCCUAAAAAUCGUUUAUCUUAUUUUCCCAGUCCACUAUUGCGUUCAGACAGAUAAACGUUUUCUACCGGCCAAAAAUCUCCCAGAAAUGUACUUCACCAUCCUGUCUACAUUGGUUUCCUUUCUUAGUUUAGAACACUUGUACGUGGUUUCUGUGUAUGGACGCUAUUAUUUUAUCUCUUUUCCCUUCUUCUAUUCAGUUUAUGUAUAUAUUUGUUGCUAAAGACAGAACCAGUAGGAUAACAUUAAUUUGUGUGUUGUGUUUUGCUUCUUUAUUUUUCACAAUCGUAGUCCAUUUCAUUAUGUAUAUUUUGGCUUCGAUAUCGUGAUUUGUUGUUCAUUAAAGAAUAAAUACACUAAAACAAUCGUUGUGAAACCGUUCCUGGUUUCCUCUUGUAAUUCCAUAUUGUUUUUCUAUUUUUUCCCCGAA
Molecule: messenger RNA, 3866 nt
Organism: Schistosoma haematobium
Lineage: Eukaryota; Metazoa; Platyhelminthes; Trematoda; Strigeidida; Schistosomatidae
Product: Kinesin- protein 4
Exons: 5
Coding region: 2242-2628 (128 amino acids)
Biological process (GO): microtubule-based movement; mitotic spindle organization
Molecular function (GO): microtubule binding; microtubule motor activity; ATP binding
Source: RefSeq, a predicted model, not a curated record